This is a messenger RNA of Hibiscus syriacus, 2850 nucleotides long. RefSeq lists its product as uncharacterized. The transcript has 5 exons. The record is from RefSeq and is a predicted model, not a curated record. NCBI's taxonomy places the organism in Eukaryota, Viridiplantae, Streptophyta, Magnoliopsida, Malvales, Malvaceae. Bases 1 to 2850 code for a protein of 949 amino acids.
AUGUUGUCUAAGUUGGCAAGUUUGUUGGAAGGGAGAAACCCGGAACAUGGAAAGGCCCCUGAGCAAAUGACUGGAGAACCACUUUAUCCUCCAGGGUUUACCUCGGUACAGUCUCAAAAUGUCCAAGGAACGUCUGUUCCUACCAAAGUGCACAUAGAUCCUCUCGGCGUUGCUGUGAAUCUUCAACCAGGACCUAGUUCGCACCCCGAAGAAAGUCUCUAUCACCAAGUCCCGGACCUUGAUGAAGAGGCCAAAAAGAAUGAAAACAAACACUUUCAGGAACAAUUCAAACAAUUAGCAAGUGAAGUCCAGGUUAUGAAGGAAGAGACACCAAGAUGGAGGGAGGUAGCAGUGCAAGUGUAUCCACCAUUGGAGGAGGGGGAAACAAAUAUACUUUUCAUUAGUACUUUGAAGGCUCCUUUUCUCUCACACCUUAUCGGUAUUCCUUCCCGAAGUUUCGCUGAUAUAGUUACGACAGGAGAAAUGAUCGAAAUGGCGAUUAAAAAUGGGAAGCUCGAGGGAGGAGAGUCCAGCAACAAAUCGCCGAUAAAGAAAAAGGAAAACGAAGUCACCCAGGUGAACCAGUACGAUUCCAGUAACAUCAUAAUGUCCCGAUCUCAGGGAACGGUGGCACCACCUCAAAAUGACAAUAGACAAGGGGCAAGGGACCCGAGGAGAGGGAGGCCUCAAUUUGAUCCAAUUCCUUGUGAUUACCAUGGUGGGAAUCCUGAACAUUCCAUUGAAAAUUACACUGCAUUAAAAAAAGUCGUUCAAGCUUUGAGAAGGAGGAAUGUUAUCAAUUUUGGUGACAGUGAACAACCAAAGGUAGCCCAAAAUCCAUUGCCAAACCAUGCUAGAACCGGGAUUAACGCAGUCACUGAAGAGAAAGGAAAGAGGAUUGUUAUGGAUGUUAGUGAGGUGGAAUCACCCAUGCUUUGGUAUAGCAGUGAAGAGGUGUGCCACUACCAUAAUUGCGCAGGACACAAUAUACAACAGUGUCCUGAUUUCUUAAAAUUGGUACAAGGGAUGAUGGACAAGAAAGAAAUCGAAUUCUUCAAAGAAGUGACUAAAAAAGAAAAAGCAGAGAUUUGCGCUUCUGAAGGAUCAUCCAAACGGAUACACAGUGUUGGUUGUCCCAUCGUCAUUACUCCCAAGAAUCAAGUAAAUGAAAGGGUAGCUCCUUCAAAUCUGUUCCCAUACAAAGAUAAUAAACAAGUGCCCUGGAGGUAUGAUUGUCAAAUGAGAGAGGGGGCAAAAAAACAAGAAGAAAUAAAUGAAGUAGGGCACUUGACCAGAAGUGGUAGGUUCUUUUUCAAAGAGCCAGAGAAGAAGAUUGCUGCUGAAAAAGGAAAGAAUGUCGAUGUUCAGAUAAAAGAAGACGAACUCAUUAUCAAUGAACUGGGGUUGAAUGAUGAAACAGUGGAAUUCUUAAAAUUUUUAAAACAUAGUGAGUUCGGUGUUGUGGAACAAUUGCACAAGCUGCCUGCCAGUAUUUCUGACCUAUCACUUAUUUUGAGUUCAGAGGCUCAUCGCAACGUCUUGAUAAAAGUUUUGGACCAUACCUUUGUCUCGAAGGAGUUACCCACAGAAAAGCUGGAGCGACUAGUUGCCAAAAUGCAGGCUGAUAACAUUGUAUCUUUUUCAAAUGAUGAGAUCCCUUUGGGUAUGAUUGACAAUCAUAAGGCUCUACACAUUACAGUUAGGUGCAAAGGGCACGUUUUAUCCAGAGUACUUAUAAGCGAUGGUUCAACGUUAAAUGUAAUCCCCUUGGUGACUCUAAAAAAGCUGCCAGUGGAUAGUACCCUGAUGAGAAAUUGUCAAAGUAUGGUUCGAUCUUUCGAUGGAACAGAAAGAGAAGUGUUAGGCAAGAUUGAUAUUCCUUUGACUAUUGGUCCAGCGACAUUUGAAGUGGAGUUUCUUGUGAUGGACAUCAAGCCUACAUACAACUGCUUAUUGGAAAGACACUGGAUUCAUCAGGCUGGGGCAGUUUCAUCAACUUUAUACCAGAGGCUAAAGUUCGUAUUUGAUGGAAGGCUGGUAUGCAUUCAUGCGGAAGAAGACGUUAUUGCUUCAGUUCCUGCAGCCCCAUAUGUUGAAGUGGAAGAACAAGCUGUUGAAUGUCCUUUCAGAUCGUUUGACAAUACCACGUUUGUGGCCGAAGGCAAGAAAAUCUCAGAGCCUAGAUCGUCAUACUGCACCAAAACGGGGCACAAACUGACCCUUGGAAGAGGGACCAAAGGUAUCCAAGGGCUAGGACGUCAGUUGCAAGGACCAGUUGGGCCAAAUUACCCUAUUGCUAAAAGAGACAGGUUUGGUUUAGGGUAUCAACUAACUUUGAAGGAAAAACAGAGGGGUAUCAAGAGGAAUCGGGAAUUGAGAGAGGCAAGAUUGACUGGUGAAGACCCAAGUUGGGGACCCAUGACCUUCCCGCCAUUGAGUGUCAUUUUCACAUCAGCAGGGUAUGUGUUUCAAAGGACUUCAAGAAGUGGUAAAGUGAUGAUUGAGAAUGCCUUGGAGGAUUUUGGCAUUAAUGUUGUAACCAAUGAGGAGUUUGAAGGAAUGAGAGCUACAUGCGUCUAUCCUGCACCCCCAGGCUUUGUGUUGAACAACUGGACUAUGGAGGAAUCGCCCUUAAGGGUUGAACAAGAAGAUAAACAGAUUUUGCCUCACGAAGAGCUUACAGAGAUCUGGAAUUUGGGUACGGAUGAGGAUAAAAGAAGUAAAGAUUGGUACCACCCUGUGUGCAGAAUGAAGGCAGAGCUUGAUAGAAUUACUUCCAGAAUUCAAGGAUGUAUUUGCUUAGUCAUACACGGAUAUGCCAUGUCUGGACACAAAAUUGGUGGUCCAUAA